Cololabis saira (Pacific saury) is the source of this 1611-nucleotide messenger RNA. RefSeq lists its product as uncharacterized. NCBI's taxonomy places the organism in Eukaryota, Metazoa, Chordata, Actinopteri, Beloniformes, Belonidae. The coding region runs from base 1 to 1131 and encodes 376 amino acids. The record is from RefSeq and is a predicted model, not a curated record. The transcript has 6 exons.
AUGAUUCCAGUAUAUGUGACCGUAGUAGCAAUUCUGGGAUCAAACGCUCUAGGACAAGGUGUAAUUGAAUGCAGUUUUUCUGGCUCAUCUGAAACCCGUCAGUGUUUUGGUGCAGUUGGACAGCCACUCAUUUUUCAUCUGCCAAAUACAGAAAAUGUAGAGAUUAGAUUGACAAAAGAUGCUAAACACCGGAUUUUAAAGGCAAUCAGCGAAAGGUUAAUGUACCUGAAUGAAGAUUUUCUAAGACAGACAGGAAAUAUCUACAAUAGAACAAUCACAUUCGGUAACGCCAUGAAGAAACACUCGGGAGAUUACCUGCUGCAAGAAUUCACAGCUGAGGGCAAAAAUCUGAAAAAUGUCAAUCUGCAUCUUAAAAUACAUGCUCCAGUGUCAGUGCCAGCUGUGUCUCAGACUUGUUUGUCACCAGAGAAAAUGACAGUCACAUGUUCCUCUGAGGGAGACGCAGUCGAGUUCAUUUUCACUUUGGACAAUCAAUUACUGUUACAAACUAGAAAUCACAACCAGUCCCUGAGCAACAGCACAGCUGAAGAACCCAGCGUUUCCAGGAUUUCCAUUGACCUACAUGGACAGCUGACCGGAAACUUCAUGUGCCAAGUUAGGAACAAUGUCAGCGAACAUGAGACAGUUCUUAACCUGACAGCCUGCAAAGAACCAGUGUCAGAUCCAAAUGUGUCUCAGACGUGUUUGUCACCAGAACAGAUGAACAUCAGCUGUUCAGCUGAAGGAGAUGGAGUGAAGUUCACUUUAUCUCUAGACGACAACGAACUGAUGCAGACCAGAGAGGGAAGUACAGGAAAACUAAAUGUUUCAAACGUUAGUUUCAUCUUACACGGUCAACUGGUAGGAAAGCUGGUGUGUCGGGUUCAGAACGAUGUCAGCAGUGAACAGACGUCCAUCCAGCUUACAAGCUGUAACGAUGCAAGUUGUACCCUUAUUCCUGUGGCCGUAGCCGUGGUAGCAGGUCUGGUUUCUCUGCUUGUGGUUUCAGCUAUUUUUCUUGGUAUCAAGCACUUCAAAAGGAGAACAAACCAACCAAGAAGUGUGAAAGAAGGUAAUGCAGGAGAUGAAAAUGUGUACUCAGACGUCAUAUAUUUCAAAGCUAAAGACUAAACUUUGCAUUAUGUUUUAAUGGAAUAAAAAAAAAGAUCCCUUCAUCUGUUUAAUUCAAAUAGUACAUUUGACUGAUGAAUGAGAUAAGUGUAUGAUUAAUAAAUGACAGGGUAGUAUUAUUUGAAAUGUUGAAAAUAAAACAUUAGUGAGGCAACACUUGUUUGUGGCUACUUAUCAGAUAGGGUAAACAGAGGUGUUGUAUUAAAAUAUUCUAGUUUAAAUCAUAAAUAUGCUUCCUGAAAUGUAUUCUGUCAAAGAUUUUAUAUUUCAACUGACUCCUGUAUGUGUCAAUUGUAUGUUUAAGAUUUAAAAAAUUGUAUCAUGUUCAUAAUCAUUAUAAAUUGAUGUAAUACCAUUCAAACUCUUGAAGGCUAAAACUUGUAUAGGCUUACUGUGGUAUUGGGAAAAGAAAGACUUGAUGGAUGAAUUUAUUUGUCAUUAGUAAUUUAAAUAUGAUUUGCUACUAAUAGUAAGAGAUGA